Messenger RNA from Cryptomeria japonica (Japanese cedar), 1846 nucleotides. Its product is annotated as L-type lectin-domain containing receptor kinase VIII.1. The coding region runs from base 347 to 1492 and encodes 381 amino acids. The transcript has a single exon. Gene Ontology annotation, molecular function: carbohydrate binding. The record is from RefSeq and is a predicted model, not a curated record. Lineage: Eukaryota; Viridiplantae; Streptophyta; Pinopsida; Cupressales; Cupressaceae.
UGAAUGGCCCAUUGAGGUCGAGGCAUGAUUCAGAGCAAAGCCUGAGGUCAAACACUGUAAAGUCAUGAUAAAGAAAAAGCAUUGCAAUAAGACAAGGCACUGUAAGAGUUUCAACGGGCCCCUUCAUCAGCACUAUGUCAUGAAUGAGCUUUAGAUGGGCUCUCUUACCUGCAUCUAAUCAUUUAUAAGGCCUUCGUGUGCUCUCAUAAACAACUAAUGAACUCCACUUUCUUUCAGUAGUCAUCAUUCUAUCUGUAUUUCGUUUCAGAAGUUCGCAGAACACCACGAGAAGUGCACAAUAUAUACAGAUUUGUAGGUAGAGAAGUGUGUUGGUAAGCUUCUAAAGAUGGGUCCUUUAUCAUCAAGGUAUGUCUUCUGCCUCGUCUCUUUUCUGCUGUUGAUACAGUCCCACAGUAGGUUUGUUAUGUACUCCAAUCCAUGCCACACAUCCUUCUCCUUCCCAAACUUUAAUCAUCACACCUCCCCAAUAACCCUGUUGGGAGAUGCAGCAGUACAGUUUUUCAAUGAAGGGUCUGCUGUGAGAUUAAGUGGGUCCUCACCUAGAAGUGCAGGGCGUCUCAUGUAUGGAAAGCCCAUCAGGCUGGUCCAGCCCUUUGCACACAGGUCCUCUGUUUCUUUUUCGUCAUACUUUUCCUUCUCUAUGUCCGCCGGUAAUGGGGAUGGCAUAGCCUUUGUGAUUUUGCCAGGUGGGUAUCCCUCAGGAGGUCUGGACGGGCAGUGGUUUGGGUUGUUUUCACAAAACAAGGGGUCUGGAUCUGUUUCCCAUAUACCCAAUCUAUUUGCUGUGGAGUUUGACUCUGUACUCAACAAGGAGGUCAUGGAUGUGAAUGCUAACCAUGUGGGUAUUGAUAUAGAGAGCUUAAUUUCCACUAAGAGUGCUGAUGUUUCUGAGAUUAAACUUAUUCUCAAUGAUGGCUCCCAACUGCAUGCUUGGAUCGAUUAUGAUUCAUGGUCCAAAAUUGUAGAGGUUAGACUGAGCAAAUCAGGUCUCGUUAGGCCCUCUGUGCCGCUGAUUUCCCAUCCCGUUGAUCUCUCUAGCCUGUGGAAGGAUGAAAUGUAUAUUGGGAUUAGUUCCUCCAGUGGGGACCCUUCUCAGAUCAAUCUUGUUUAUUCAUGGAAUUUCACUAGCAGCCCUUUCCGUUGGCCUCAACACUCGUUCCCUGCGAAUCCUCAUGCAAACUCUUUACAGAAUGGACCAAAUUCCUCACGCCAGAGAUCCGAUGAUCUUUCGGGCAUUCUUUUCUCCCUGCUGUUUGGUAUUGGAUGCGGUGCGUUGGCUGCAUUGAUCAUGUUCUUAGUGUGGUCCUUCCUUAUUAGUAGGUCUGUGUUUAAAUCCACAGAGUUUGGUUACCAAAAAAUUGCAAUGGCUGGUGCAACGCACCCUGAAGAUUUUGGGUGCAGAAAAAUUGCAGUGACAGGUGACAAGGACGCUCUAGGUGACAAGGAAGCUCUCGGUGACAACAUCAAGUAGGGUUUUGUAAUUAACCUGGUUUGUUACCACCUUCUACAUGGAUGGAUACGGUGUACAGCUUAAAUUCCUUGAAGAUGUUGGUAAUGCUUACUAAACAGUUAGCUGCAGAAACAUUUGUUUUUGAAGUAGAAGUAUAUUUUCUUAGCGGAUCUGACUGAACAGUUCGUGGCAAAACUGUGCAAUAGAUAAUUUAAGUGUCUAGGACGUUAAAUGUUGAUGUUAUAAGUAGUACUAUUUCCAAGAAUUACUUAGAAUAUGUGCUGUUUCUUCAUGUUAAUUUGGCAGCAGGAAAUUGGAAAUUUGUAUAUAUGAUAUACUUGAUAAUUUUUAAAGCAUAGCAAGUCUUAACUAUUA